CACACAUACACACACACAGAGCAGUAGGUCCGGUGUAUUCUCUCUCAGAUUCAUCAGACCCUCCGACCUCCCUUCCCUUUUCUCUCUCUACAAACACUCUGCCUCCACUUUUUCUCGCUCCAGACCUUACUAGUAAUUCUCUUUCUCUCUCUUCCCUUCAUUUGAUACCCGAAAAGGAAUAAGAACUCCAUUGUUUCAAUCUUUUUAGACCUUAUCAACAAUAGGAUCCUUGAACCCACAAGGUUUGAGGCAUUCAGAUCUGAAGCUUUGAACGAAGUUUUUGGGUUUUUGCGACGAUGGGUAAUAAGGUUAUUUUCCACUUUGAGCCUCUUAGCUUUUCAUGAGACCAUGAUCUAGCGUUCUAGCUGCGUUUUAAGUUCAACCCUUGUCGGUUCAUCUCUCUCUGCUAUAUAUACGUUCUGUUACUUAUUCUAGUCUCAGUUUUGGCAUAUAACGUUCCUUAUAUUUAGCUUACUCUGAGAUUGCUUUUGACUGGUAAAGACUAUAUAGAACUUGUAUUCCGAUGCAUAAGGGUUUUGGGAACUUCUGAUUUUUGAACGUCUAUUUCCUUGAUCGUGGGUUUAACUCCAAUUUUGAGCUUCAAGAUCAACUUCUCCGUUUUGGGUAUCGGCUGUUUGAGAAAAAAACAAAACUGAGAAAAUGCAUAGACCUCCACCGGAAGAUUAUUCCCUAAAGGAGACCAAACCCCACCUUGGUGGUGGGAAGGUCACCCGGGAUAAGCUCCCGAGUACGUAUGACCUUGUCGAGCAAAUGCAAUACCUUUAUGUUCGGGUGGUUAAAGCUAAAGAACUACCAGCGAAGGAUGUUACCGGUAGUUGUGACCCUUAUGUUGAAAUUAAGCUUGGAAACUAUAAGGGUACAACUAGGCAUUUUGAGAAAAAAACAAAUCCUGAAUGGAAUCAGGUAUUUGCUUUCUCCAAAGAUCGUAUUCAGGCAUUUGUACUUGAGGUCACUGUGAAAGAUAAGGAUUUUGUGAAGGAUGAUUUCAUUGGUCAGGUUUUGUUUGACCUCCAUGAGAUCCCAAAACGGGUUCCACCGGAUAGUCCUCUGGCACCGCAAUGGUACAGGUUGGAAGAUAGGAAGCGGGAUAAGGUUAGGGGAGAACUGAUGUUGGCUGUUUGGAUGGGUACCCAAGCUGAUGAAGCAUUUCCUGAAGCGUGGCAUUCAGAUGCCGCAACUGUUAGUGAUGCUGAUGGUCUUGCCAGCAUUCGGUCGAAGGUAUAUCUGUCUCCUAAGCUUUGGUAUUUGAGAGUGAAUGUCAUUGAAGCUCAGGACUUGCAACCUGGUGACAGGAGUAGGCCCCCUGAAGUUUUUGUGAGGGCAGUCCUUGGGAAUCAGGCUCUGAGGACUAGAGUUUCUAUGAACAGAACUAUAAACCCAAUGUGGAAUGAGGAUUUAAUGUUUGUAGCGGCAGAACCAUUUGAGGAACCAUUAAUUUUGAGUGUGGAAGAUAGAGUGGCACCCAAUAAGGAUGAAGUUUUGGGAAGAUGUGCAAUUCCUUUACAAUAUGUGGACAGAAGGCUGGAUCAUAAACCUUUGAAUACUAGGUGGUUUAAUCUCGAGAAACAUGUUGUUGUUGAGGGGGAAAAAAAAAAGGAAGUAAAGUUUGCCAGCAGGAUUCAUAUGAGAAUUUGUUUGGAAGGUGGUUAUCAUGUUCUGGAUGAAUCGACUCACUACAGUAGUGAUCUCAGGCCAACAGCAAAACAGUUGUGGAAGUCUAGCAUUGGUGUUCUUGAAUUGGGUAUUUUGAAUGCACACGGGCUGUCACCUGUGAAGACAAAAGAUGGACAUGCUGCAACAGAUGCUUAUUGUGUGGCCAAAUAUGGGCAGAAGUGGGUGCGGACAAGGACGAUUAUAAAUAGCUUUGCCCCUAAAUGGAAUGAGCAGUACACUUGGGAGGUUUUCGAUCCCUGUACUGUUGUAACCAUUGGGGUUUUUGAUAACUGUCAUUUGCAUGGAGAUAAGUCUGGAGGGGCAAGGGAUUUGAGGAUUGGAAAGGUCAGGAUUCGUCUUUCAACUCUUGAAACAGAUCGUGUUUACACGCAUUCGUAUCCACUUUUGGUUUUAGAACCUAAUGGGGUGAAGAAGAUGGGUGAAAUACACUUGGCUGUGAGGUUUACUUGUUCAUCGUUAUUGAAUAUGAUGCAUAUGUACUCACAACCGUUGUUGCCCAAGAUGCACUACAUUCAUCCAUUAACUGUUAGUCAGCUUGACAGCUUGAGGCACCAGGCCACACAGAUUGUAUCCAUGAGGCUCAGUCGUGCUGAGCCACCAUUGAGAAAGGAGGUUGUGGAGUAUAUGUUGGACGUGGGGUCUCACAUGUGGAGUAUGAGGAGAAGCAAAGCUAAUUUCUUCAGAAUUAUGGGAGUUUUUGGUGGGAUUCUUGCUGUUGGGAAAUGGUUUGAUCAGAUAUGCCAUUGGAAGAACCCCAUUACCACAGUUCUGAUUCACAUUUUGUUCUUAAUACUGGUUUUGUAUCCAGAGCUUAUUCUGCCCACCAUUUUCCUCUACCUUUUCUUGAUUGGAGUUUGGUACUACAGGUGGAGGCCAAGGUAUCCUCCUCACAUGGACACACGUCUCUCUUGUGCUGAUAAUGCACAUCCUGAUGAAUUAGAUGAAGAAUUUGAUACGUUCCCUACCUCUCGCCCUGCUGAUAUUGUAAGGAUGAGAUAUGAUCGUCUGAGAAGUAUUGCAGGGAGGAUUCAGACUGUGGUUGGUGACUUGGCGACUCAAGGGGAGAGGCUGCAGUCUCUGUUGAGCUGGAGAGACCCGAGGGCUACAGCUCUGUUUGUGAUUUUCUGUUUAGUUGCUGCCAUUGUUCUUUAUGUGACACCUUUCCAAGUUGUGGCUCUUCUGGCAGGAUUUUAUGUGUUAAGACAUCCAAGGUUUCGUCACAAGCUUCCUUCAGUGCCGCUCAAUUUCUUCAGGAGAUUGCCAGCAAGAACUGACUGCAUGCUAUGAGCAAAGCUACAAGCUCUCAUUUCCUUUGAUCGUCUCAUAUUGGUUCUCUGCCAAUGCCUUUUUGGUCAUUGAAGACUAUGUAUAAACAAAUGGAGCUCGUUCACUGUCUUUCACAAAGUGGUGAAUGUUGGGUCCUGGUAUGAAGUGCAAGAUCUCUCAUUAAACUGGUAGAUUUUGUGGAUGUGCUGUUUAUUUAUGCCUUAGAGAGUAUUUCUGUUUAAGAGUCGACUCUCUGACAACUGUUCUAUGCUCUUUUGUAUUGAUGUAGUUGUGAUUUGAAUUUAAUCCUUCUUAGGCGAUUCUCUAUCCUUAAAUGUUACUAGUAGGUUUCUUUGAUGGGUUUGGACUAAUAAUUUAUGUUGAAUAUUGAUUAGUAUUGCUCUAAACUUCUCCCCGAUGCUAUGUUAAACUUGAGAUGCAAUGAAUUUCAG
Ilex paraguariensis (yerba mate) is the source of this 3413-nucleotide messenger RNA. NCBI's taxonomy places the organism in Eukaryota, Viridiplantae, Streptophyta, Magnoliopsida, Aquifoliales, Aquifoliaceae. The record is from the annotation of a GenBank genome assembly.